Molecule: messenger RNA, 1080 nt
Organism: Paramecium tetraurelia
Lineage: Eukaryota; Ciliophora; Oligohymenophorea; Peniculida; Parameciidae
Exons: 3
Source: RefSeq, a predicted model, not a curated record
AUGAACCAUUAUUCGCCCAAUCAACCAGAUAAUGAGGAAGAAGAUGAUAUAGAUAAUUCAUUGAAAGAUGAGUAGAAAGAAUCAAAACUAGAUUUUAAGGAUCAUGUCGAUCACGAGGUUCAAAAUCAAUAAUAAACAGUUAAGAAAACGGAGAUAAAUUUAACUUCUUGUAUUCUUCAUAAUUAAAAGUUAGAGUCUAAUAGUGAUAGUUCGAGGAGGAAAAAUGAAAUGGCGUUUAGAAAUCAUGAGGAUCUUUUAGAAACGUUGGGAAGUAGGUCGAAUUGCAAUUAGAGAGAACGAAGAAGGAAACAUAUAUUUAAAAGUGGAGCAUAUUAUGAGGGUGAAUGGAUAGGCUAAUAGAGAGAUGGGUAUGGAGUGUAGGUUUGGGUGGAUGGUGCUAAAUAUGAGGGAGAUUGGAAGAAUAAUAAGGCGGAGGGGAUGGGCAAGUUUUGGCAUUUGGGAGGAGAUUAAUACGAGGGAUAAUGGAAGGAGGAUAAGGCCUGUGGUAAGGGGAAAUAUUUGCAUGCUAAUGGGGCUAAGUUUGAAGGAGAGUGGCUGAAUGAUCAACCUCAUGGUUAUGGGAUAGAGAUUUGGGUGGACAAAUCCAGAUAUGAGGGGAAUUACAGUCAUGGGAAGAAGGAUGGGUUUGGGAAGUAUUAUUGGAAUGAUGGGUCAUAUUACAUAGGGAAUUGGACAAACAAUUUGAUGGAGGGAUUUGGAGUUCAUUACUGGGCUGAUGGUAGAAAAUAUGAGGGUUGGUGGAGGAAGAGUCAAAUGAAUGGAAGAGGGACUUAUGUUUGGCCAGAUGGAAGAUAAUAUAGUGGGGAAUACACAAAUGAUAAGAAGCAGGGAUACGGAGUUUACAUUUGGCCAGAUGGAAGAAAGUACGAGGGAUAUUGGGUAAAUGGGAAGUAGGCUGGAAAGGGUAGAUAUGUGUUGUCAAAUGGGAAGAGUCAAUUGGGAUUAUGGGAAGGUGGCAGACGUCUCAAGUGGUUGGAGUAGGACGAAGAUAUUAAGCCUCAAGGUUGGGAUGAUUAUGCAGAUCCCAAAUUAAAUGAGUUUAGUCUUGCUGGUAGUUGA